AUGCGGGCUGCAGCCUGCCUCCUCUCCCUGGCGCUCUGCGCCCUGCCCGCUGCCCCAGGAGGCGCCGGGCCGGCGGCAGCGGCGGCGGGGCGGCGGGGCGAGAGCCGCUUCGCGGAGCGAGAGAGCAUCAGGCCCCUGCGGCUGGUGUCGGGCGGCGGCGGGGCGCGGCGGCCGGCGCUGAGCACCCGGGUGCGGAGCGGCGCGGCGCGGAGGCAGUCUACCCACAUUGCUCGAGCCAGCUUCCAGGUUGAUGCUUUUGGAUCAUCUUUCAUCCUAGAUGUGAAGCUAAACCAUGACCUGCUGUCUUCUGAGUAUCUGGAGAGACAUAUUGAGCAAGGUGGGAAGACAGUGGAAGUUAAAGGAGGAGAACACUGCUAUUAUCAGGGAGAAAUUCGAGGAAAUCCUGUAUCAUUUGUUGCCUUGUCAACAUGCCAUGGAUUACAUGGGAUGUUCUAUGAUGGAAAUCAUACUUACCUUAUUGAGCCAGACGAAAACUACACUUCAGAUGAUGACUUCCAUUUCCACUCUGUUUACAAAUCCAAGUUGUUUGAGUUUCCUUUGGAUGACCUGCCAUCUGAGUUCUGGCAAAUGAAUGCUACAUCGCAGAAGUUUGUUGUAAAGCCAAGACAUAAGAGAAGUAAAAGGCAGGUUCGUCAGAUUCCACGUAAAGUUGAAGAGGAAACAAAAUACAUCGAGUUAAUGAUUGUAAAUGAUCAUCUAAUGUGUAAAAAGCACCGCUUGUCAGUUGGCCAUACAAACAGCUAUGCUAAAUCAGUUGUGAACAUGGCAGAUUUAAUAUAUAAAGAACAACUUAACACCAGGAUAGUAUUGGUUGCCAUGGAAACCUGGGCUACUGAUAACAAGUUCACCAUAUCUGAAAACCCCUUGGUGACCCUACGUGAGUUUAUGAAAUAUAGGAGGGAUUUUAUCAGAGAGAAAAGUGACGCAGUUCACCUUUUUUCGGGCAGUCGAUUUCAGAGCAGUCGAAGUGGUGUAGCCCACACUGGUGGAAUCUGCUCCUUGCUUAAAGGCGGAGGUGUGAAUGAGUUUGGAAAGCCAGACUUAAUGGCAGUUACCCUUGCACAGACCUUGGCCCAAAACAUCGGCAUUUUCUCAGACAGAAGAAAACUCAUAAGUGGUGAGUGUAAGUGUGAGGACACGUGGUCUGGAUGCAUAAUGGGAGACACAGGGUAUUAUCUUCCAAGCAAGUUCUCCAAGUGUGAUAUUGAAGAGUAUCAUGAAUUUUUAAAUAAUGGAGGUGGAGCCUGCCUUUUCAAUAAACCAACCAAACUUCUGGAUCCUCCAGAGUGUGGCAAUGGCUUUGUGGAAGAUGGAGAAGAGUGUGACUGUGGGACUAUAGCAGAGUGUGCCAGCGAAGGAGGAGAGUGCUGCAAUACUUGCACCCUGACGGCAGGCUCCCAGUGCAGCAACGGGCUUUGCUGUCGGAAAUGCCGGUUUGAACCUAAAGGAGUUUUGUGCCGAGAAGCAGUGAAUGAUUGUGAUAUUGCAGAGAACUGCACAGGAAAUUCCAGUCAGUGUUCUCCCAAUAUUCAUAAGAUGGAUGGAUAUUCAUGUGAUAACAAGCAGGGUAUUUGUUUUGGAGGAAGAUGUAAAACCAGGGACCGGCAGUGUAAAUAUAUCUGGGGUGAAAAAGUGACAGCUGCUGACAGGUACUGCUAUGAGAAGCUGAAUAUUGAAGGGACUGAGAAAGGAAACUGUGGAAGAGACAAGGACUCUUGGAUACAGUGCAAUAAACAGGAUGUACUUUGUGGAUACCUUCUGUGUUCCAAUAUAUCCAGUGUGCCUAGACUUGGAGAACUCGAUGGUGAAAUCACAUCAUCAAUCUUGCAGUUUGGAAAAGUCUACAAUUGCAGUGGUGGCCAUGUGAAGCUCGAUGAGGAGACAGACCUGGGCUAUGUGGAGAAUGGGACGCCCUGCGGGCCAAACAUGGUGUGCCUUGAGCAUCGCUGCCUCCCCACCGAGGCCUUCAACUUCAGUACCUGCCCAGGCACCACAGACAGCCAAAUUUGUUCAGGACAUGGUGUUUGUAGCAAUGAAAUAAAGUGUGUCUGUGACCGAUUCUGGGGAGGAGAUGACUGCAGUUCUCGUAUCAAAGAUGAUAUAUUUUUUGAUAAAGAUGCCAUCAACAAAGGUGUUGUUAGCACAAAUAUAAUAAUAGGAGCUAUUGCUGGCACCAUUUUAGUGUUGGCUCUCGUUUUAGGAAUAACUGGUUGGGGUUACAAAAACUACAGAAGACAGAGACAAAUACCCCAGGGAGAUUAUGUAAAAAAACCUGGAGAGGCCGACUCUUUUUAUAGCGACAUGCCUCCUGGAGUCAGCACAAACUCUGCAUCUAGUUCUAAGAAGAGGUCUGCUUUUCUGUCGCAUUUUCAGAUUUCUACCUGUUCCAUCACCCAUUAUUCCAUUAGUCAGAACAUUUCAUUGUUUUGCAGCAGGUCAAAUGGAUUGUCUCAUUCCUGGAGUGAAAGGAUCCCAGACACAAAACAUAUUUCAGACAUUUGUGAAAAUGGGAGGCCUAGGAGUAAUUCUUGGCAAGGUAAUAUAGGAGGAAACAGAAAGAAAGUCAGAGGCAAAAGAUUUAGGCCACGGUCUAAUUCAACUGAGUAUUUAAACCCAUGGUUCAAAAGAGAAUAUAAUGUAGCUAAGUGGGUAGAAGAUGUGAAUAAAAACACUGAAGGACCAUACUUUAGGACACUAUCUCCUGCAAAGUCUCCAUCUUCGUCCACCGGAUCUAUUGCUUCCAGCAGAAAAUACCCUUACCCGAUGCCACCACUUCCUGAUGAGGAGAAAAAAGCCAACAGGCAAAGUGCCAGGCUAUGGGAGACUUCCAUUUAGCUGCACAGUUUUCCUGGGGUGACAUCAGAACUGUUUACUUCGAAUUUUAUAGAAACUCAGCAUCUCUGAGUCAUUGAACAUUCAUCUGCUCUUCAGAGAAUUUGAAAGAUCAACAGAGAUGCCCAUGAUCACAGUGAGAACCUCCUCUCAUCUGGAAGGGAAAAAAGCAGUCUUUUUUUUUUUUUUCUUUCUUUCUUUCUUCCUUUCUUUCUUUCUUUUUUGUUGACUAGUAUUUUAUGGAUUUGAUGAACAACCAAAAUCAUAACAAUUAACAGGGGAUAAUUAGCCCAGAUGUGACAAGGCUGUUCCGCAUGAUGACAGAUACACUUACCUAGAAUCCCAACUGCAGUCUGUUUGCCAGUCCCGCGUAAGGGAGAUUUUUCUCUGGUUUAAUGCAGUCCUGAGUCAGACCCAAGUGGAACUGGGAACACGCCUCCCGCAGAGCCCAGCCAAUGUAAACUUGUAUGCUGUAUGCAUGAACCUUGUGUUCUUUACUUUCCACAUGUAAGGGAUAAACAACAUACUGUAGUAGAAAUUAGCAUGCAGGAGUAAGAAAUAUAGGAUUUUUUUUUUUUUUUUGUGACAGGAUUUCAAGCCUUGAAAGGCAACUAUUUGACACAAAUGUCAAACAAACAAGGAUUAUAUCUUUUUUUUUUUUUUUUAUAAUCUCAGUAUAUGGAUUGUAUAUAUGUAAACAUUUGAUAAUGUCAAAAACAGCAGUUAUACAUAAGUGUAUUUUGCUAAAUGCCUAAAGAAACAGUCAUGACUAACAUCAUCACACUUCAAAUUUUCUAAUAUUACGAGCAGACAACUUUGGAAAUACAGAAAGUACAGUACUGUAAAACUGUGUCUCAGAAACUGGUGUUUGACCAAAAUCUGUACUAUCUUUUCAGUAUCUUAUACUGUCUUGACAAUCUCAGUUGUAUGGUAGACUGCAGAAACCAGUACAGCAGCACUUUGUCUUAAAUCAUCGUAAGAGGAACCAGCCAAAAUACAUUGUUCAGUGAGAUGACCAGUGUAUCCUCUCACAGGUGUAAUCAUGAAUGAUUCGGCAGACAACACAGUCUUUAAGUGAUGUGCAGCCCAAACUUACUGGACAUUUGGGAAUACUCCUAAGUAAUCAAUUCAGGAUGUGGUGAUGUGAAGUCCUUCUCAUGAGAGUUGCUGUGUAUUUUUGAUAGAGCAUUUCAGACACUGUUUUAGAUGGCAAGGCAUAGCUUAUGAGAAGCGUAACGAUUUCACUGCACUAGAUAAUAACAGUGCUGGGCAAGUGGCCAGUUUCAUUGCUGUCUUUCAUUUUUGUUACUGGAAUCACCUUUACCAUGUGCUUGAAUGCUAUGCUUGCUACCCCUGAAGCCCACUUAACAAUUUUUGGGGGCAUUAAACUGAGUGCAAGUGAGUUUAACCUAAAAAAAUGGGGCGGGGGGAACAAAACCUUUCUCUUGGGAAUGUUAAUCUUGUGUAUAUGUGGGUGGUUAGAUUUCUAACACCUGAGACUUCUAAAGGUUGUUGUAAAACAAAUGCUUUUUGACUGGGAAUUUUCAGUCAGUAAGAAACUGGACCAUAUUAAAUCAGUUUAUAAUUCUCCAGCUUUUCAGAAUUGACUAAUUCUUAGCUUCAGGUAGUACCAUUGCAGAAUAAAACACCCAAUUCUGUGUGGUGCAGUCAAAUACCUUGCCCAACAGCCGUAUGAUCAAUUAGAUAUUAUUGUAAUGGGAACAUCUACGGUGUUUCUGAAUCUUCUACCUCUCUCAUGUAUUUCCUUUAAUAAGUGAAGCCAACACUUACAGCCUUUUAAUAUAUUUUUUUAAGUCUCUCGAUUAAGUCAGAUAUAUGUAAGAUUAAAUUAAGAAAUGUUUAAAGAUGUCAGCAACUGUAAAGUAUGUAAGAUUUUUAGAAGUAUUAUAUUUUAUGAUUAGGCUGUAUGUUGGAUUAUGACAAAAUAUUGGCCUUGGCGUUCAAAUGAUUUUCCUUCACAGUCAACAGGUUCUGGUAAGUAUUUUGGAGAAAGACAAAUACGAGUGAGUGCAAGUGGAUGCAGACAGACCAUCUGGAAGGAGCCAGUCACUUGUAAUUGCUUUAGGAAAAGAUUCGGCACUUUUGUGAAGAGUUAAUAUCUGUCAGCACUGAAGAAUGUUUUUUGCAAAGAUGUACUUUGAGUGGAGAUAACUGGAUUAAACAUAGUUGGUAGCACGUAGCUCAUGAAAUUAGGGUCUGAGCCAUAAUCACUUGAAAUCAGUAUGUCUUUUACUGAUUUCACUGGACUUUGAGCAGGACCCUCAAGGAGUUUACCCACAUUAGGACACUAUGCUAACCCAAUAGCCACUGUGUUACUCUGUCGCCUGGAAGCUGUUUUUCCCUCCCAUAUUAGUAACUUGUCUUUAGUAACUGGACUGGUCAUCAUGUGCCUUUUAUGGUAUUUUGUUUGGAUACAAACUGUCAUGUAAUUUUGAAUAAUCCUGUUAGAUUUCUCUGCAUAUUUUAUGUUUACCACUGUUUACUCUUCCCUUUUGAUUUUGCCUUAUCAAGAAGCAGCAAGAUUUGGCAGAUGGAACUGGAUGUAACAUACUGGCUCUCUGUGUAAUGUUCAUAGCUUCUUGUUUUGCAAACAAAUGGCUCUCCUAACUGUAUUUUAAAUGUAGUAUGUACUUUCAGCUUCUCUCUUGUUUUGGUAUAAAUAAUUUGUGGCAUAUGAUGAUACAGUUACAUGUGUAGUGUAACUUUAACAGUCACUUUCACAUUUGGAGAUACGUAGUGACUGGAAGUCUAAUUAUGAGCACUAAGUUUAAGUUAAAUAAAUAUUGACUUUCACUUUGAUGGUCUAGAGUGAGAACACCACAGGACUUGGGUUGGUAACUUGGAGAACUUGUUGUUGCACAAAACCUGAACUGGCAGGGCUGUGUGAGCCUCCAAAGCCAGUGAAGGUCAGAGAGAGAAGUUGUUUGCUUACAUUUGGUGGGUUCCUGCUUUUAAAAUGUAGAGUGUUGGAAAGCUGCCAGAUUAAUAACUUUGAAGAUUACAAAUAUUUUUAUCCACUGUAGUUAGUUGCACUGGCAACAGCAAUAUAAAUUGCCGCGUAAUACCUCAUCCAGUCUAAAAUCGAGUACUUGUAUUGUCAGUAAGAUAGCUCAGUCAUUUUGACUCAUUGAGACUCAUGCUUUUAUUUUGUUUUUAUUUUAAUAAAUGAACUAGUUAUUUCCAGCUAUGCUGUAGAUGCCUGUUGAAGUGGGGAGGUUAUCAGUUCUUCUCAAAUAGAAGUAAUUGUCCAUAUGUGCAUAGGUCUUGCAGGAUGACCUAUAUUUACAUUAGUGUUAUGUAUUUCAACAUGGGAGAAUAAUCUUGUAUAAUUUAAAAUAAAUAUAACUAACUGAUGGAGACUGGAAAAUAGAGAUUGUAUCCAAAUAAUAAUGCUGCACAAUGAUGCCACAGUUUAACAAGUAAAAAUUUACCUGCUAAUUCCCGAUUUGUUGACAUAAGAAUUUCAGUAAUCCAUACUGUAGACUUUUGGUGAAUAUACUCAAGCAAUAUACCAGAAAUGGUUGUGAUUAAUAAUUUACAUACAGUUUUGUUAUAAUUAAAUAAGAGUUUUAAGGAGGUUGUUAAUUUUAUACAGCCUAUCUUUGCUUAAAUUGUGAACUUGUCACUACAUGCCAGUUAUCUGAUUUGAAGUGUGACUUGACUUUGAAGAUAGCUACUUCCAAAUGAUUUGAAUUCCUGAUUAUAAGAUGUUGAACCUGCUAAAUUGAUGCACUCAUCAGAUAAUUUUGAUGGUGCUAAUGAACAAAUAGACCUUUGAGCUAUAGCCUGAAUUAAAUUCAGAAAGAAAUUGUGUCAGUAGCUAGUGUACUGAAGUCCUCUUACCUGAAUCCCUGUUGCUGGUUUUAAAUGAACUGAGUGGUCUUGUCAACGGCAAUGUGACAACCAUUUUCAAAACCACAGCUAAGAAUAAGUACAUACACUAUUACAGGCACGCAUACACUACAAAUUCAGACCAAAUUUGCAGUCAUUUCAUUAAUGAAUGAAUUAAUUAAUAGGAUAGGAUGUAACAUGAAAGAAUGAUGAGACUCCAUAAUCCUACAGGAUAAGAAGUUAGCUCUUAGGACUUGCUCUGCCAUCGGAUCCCAUACCUAGCUGUUGUAAGCAAAAUUAUCACACUCCAGUGUAAAACUCCUGUUCUCUUCCAUCCCUUUUCUGCUUCUGCUGAAAAGCAUUUCCAUGAAUGAUAAUAGCCUCUUGUGUUAAUUGGCUAGCAUCAAGAGGAUGAUAAAUUAGUCACCUUUCCACACAACGUCCUGGAUAAGGUCUUUCCAGUGCCUCAGGUUGCAUGUGCAGUUUGCACCGAUGUGCUGGUUUUGGCUGGGAUAGAGUUAAUUUUCUCCAUAGUAGCUGGUGUGGGGCUGUGUCUUGGGUUUGUGUUGGAAACAGCAUUGAUAAUGCAGGGAUGUUUCCCUUACUGCUGAGCAGUGCUUACGCAGCGCCAAGGCCUUUUCUGCUCCUCACCCCACCCCAGCGGCAAGCAGGCUGGGGGGGCGCAAGGAGUUGGGAGGGGGCACAGCCAGGACAGCUCACCCCAACUGACUCAAGGGAUACCCCACACCGUAUGGCGUCAUGCUCAGCAAUAAAACCGAGGGAAGGUUGGCGGGGGGCCGCUGCUCGGGGACUGCCUGGGCAUCCGCCAGUUGGUGGUGAGCAACUGUUUUCAUUUGCAUCACUCGUCUUUCUUGGGUUUUAUUUAUCUCUUUGUUAUUUCCCUUUUCAUUACAAUUUAUUAUUAUUAUUACUA
Molecule: messenger RNA, 7639 nt
Organism: Tyto alba (common barn owl)
Lineage: Eukaryota; Metazoa; Chordata; Aves; Strigiformes; Tytonidae
Gene: ADAM22
Product: ADAM metallopeptidase domain 22
Exons: 32
Coding region: 1-2856 (951 amino acids)
Biological process (GO): proteolysis
Cellular component (GO): postsynaptic density membrane
Molecular function (GO): metalloendopeptidase activity
Source: RefSeq, a predicted model, not a curated record